UCGUGUUUCGCCACUCGAAAAGAAGGUUAUUGUUACAAUGAGCCUGGCGCUGGACUAUCGAUAAAGUGUGUUUGUAUGUCGUUUUCGUCGAUAAUAAGUGUUGUGUUUACUUUCACUCGUGCGAAUGUCUCGAUCCUUACCUUUUUGUUUGUUUUUUCUUUUAAUCACUGCCGCAUGGGACGGCGCUUACGUUUCAGUUAACCCUUUAUUUUGAAACGAUGGAACGUUGUUCUUAUGGUUUUUACACCAAAAGGUCUGAAAUUCUAGAUAAUAUACAAAAGAAAAAAGAUCAGGAAAAAGAGCCACAGAGCCCCAGUUACCAACAACAAUUGGGGAAACCUGCUGAAAAGUCAAUUCAUUCUGCAGAACAGAAUGCUAAUGUCCCAGUGACACAGCAUGUGCCCGCUCAGCAACUGCUCUCUCCGAAUGCUCCAGGCCAACCUGCGCAAGCAAAAGAUGACCCUAAAGAUAAGGCAUUAAAAGUCACCAAUUCAACUACUAUAACGUUAAUUGAGAACAGUAACCUCAAUGGUGAAAAGGAUAAAGACAGUAACUAUCCUAAAAACUACUUUACUUUAGAGCCUAAGGGUGACAAGAAAGAUGAAUGUAAUAAAAAUAGUAUUACGAUAACUAGGACUGUGCCCAAACAAUCACCUGGUGGUGGUCAGGCAGAUAAGCCAAAGGCACCGCCUAAACCUGUUAAACGGCCACUGCAGUGUUUAGAAACACUCGCAGAAAAGGCUGGUAUAACAUUUGAGGAUAAGUACGAAGCUGCAAAUACUCUUUUGGCUUUGGAUAAGCAGAAUAACACUUAUCGGAGGCCUGAGAUUAAACAGCCAAAGCUAGAGCCUGAUAACCACAGUACAGGGGAGGAAUAUAGAUACAGGAAUCAAAAAGAAGAAGAUGACAAGUUACAGAUCCAACAGCAAAUAAUCCAGCAGCAGCAGCAGCAGCAACAGUUGCAGCAGUUACAGCACCAACAGCUGCAGCAGUUGCAGCAGCAGCAGUUACAGCAGCUCCAACAGCACGCGCUACAGAGGCAGCACCACCAGGCCAUACAGCAGCAUAUAAAGAACCAGCAGGAUCAGCAGGAAUUGUUGCAGAAGCAAUUCCAGCAGCAACAACAACAGCAGCAGCAGCAACAACAACAGCAACAACAACAGCAGCAACAACAACAACAACAACAACAACAGCAGCAACAACAAAAAGCCGAUAUACAGUCUCAACAGCAAGACCUUCAACAGCAGAAGUUUCUACAGGUGGUGAACAAUCAGCCGGUUCACACUCAGCAGUUUAACGUGCCCGGUAUCGGAGAGAUCAACCUGAGUUUCUUGGCGUCACCACAGAGUAACGUCAACCUACUGUUCGAUAAGAACUCGAAGACUGGCAUGAGCGGAGAGAUCAAACCACAAAUCGUAGACGGACAAACUCAAGUGGUGCAGCAGCAGAUGAGCAUGGCCCAGCACGACGCUGGCCAGCAGCAUCACCAGACCGUCACUGUGGUUUCCUCAAUGCCAAACAGCAUGACGCCUCAUCAGGUCCAGCAGCAGCAGCAAGCGGGUGGUAUCCAGCAGCAGGCGGGAGUGACCACCAUGCCGCCGCUGCAGAGCCUGCCCCCUAACACCCAGCACCCCCAACAGAUCAGUGCCGAAUGGGGUCACAGUCGCGUGCAGGUGAUCCAGCAGCCGCUGCAGAACAGCACGUACCUGCAGCAGCUGUACAACACGCAGGGCCCGCUGCUUAUGCCCGGCAACAUCGCGCUGCAUCCCGGCAUCAACUCGCAGCAGAUUCAGGUGAUCGCCGCUGGCAAACCGUUCCAGGGCAGCCAGUUGGCGCCUCACAUGCUCACUACUCAGGGGAAACAGGUUCUCCAAGGUCAGGCUGCGCCCUUCCCGGGCUAUACCACGAUCCCGGCGAUCCCCACGACCCAGAACCAGACGUUCGUGUUUAGCCCCCUAGGCGUGAUCAACUCGCAGCCCAACAUUCUGCCGUCGCACUCCCAGCCCACCGUAUCUGGGAUUGGCCAGCAACAGAAGUCUGCUGACAUGCAUAAGGUGAUGAGCGGCGGCAAGGUGACUGGCGGCAAGGUGACUUCGGGCGGCGCCGGGCAGGCGGUGCCGGUGCAAGCGCAGUGCGUGCAGGUCUCGCAGCCGGUGCUGAGCGCACAGCAGGCGGCGCAAGCGCAGAUCAUCAGCCCGCUGCAGGCUGGCGGCCAGACGAUGCAGUUCGCCCCGUGGCAGCUGUCCGGAGCCCUACCGCAGGUGUGGACCGGCGGCAUCCAGGCCGGGGCUCUGCCCGCCGGAGGCCUGCUCACCCACAACCCGAUAUUCAUCAGGGGCACUCAGCCUGACGCCCCGCCCUCGAUGUUCAUUCAACACUCGCCGCAGAACAACGUUCAGCAUGCGAACGUGAGCGUGGCGUGCGCGACGCCGACGCCGGCCAAGCCUCGCGCGGCGGCCGACGGCAUGAGCAAAGCGCCGCGGCCGCUGUCCAACAUCCUGCCGUCCGCCGGCAUCCGGCCCGCCUCGUCCGUGUCCACGCAGACCAACGCCAACCAGCAGAACCAGGCUAAACAGCGUGGCAAGCCCGGAGUGAGGUCGCCUGCGCCGGCCGCCAAGCAAGACGCCGCCAACCAGACCAACAAGAUGCAGCAUCAGAUGCAGCCGAAGCAGCAGCUGCUGGUGAUGAACUCAAGUGGGCAAAUUGGACAGAUCACGAGCGUGCAAGAUAAGAACUCGGUCAACAAGUCCAUCCAGCAACAAGCCAUGAUGCAACAGCAGGCUAUUCAGCAACAGCAGCAACAACAGCAGCAGCAGCAGCAACAGCAGCAACAGCAGCAACAGCAGCAGCAACAGCAGCAGCAACAACAACAACAACAGCAACAGAUGCUCCAUCAGCAGCAGCAAACUCAACAGAUGGUGCAGCAUUAUCAGCAACAAGGAAUGACGCUGGGCAUGCAACAAACGUUGCCCGUAGGCUCGGUGUCGCAAACCAUUCCGAUGGCGGGCAUGCCGCAAACCAUAUCAAUGGUGCAGCAAAUACAUCCGCUGGGCGGUAUGGCGCAGGCGGGCACGCUGGUGGGACAAAUCAACAGCGCGCCGGCACAGCCGGGUGGCACGCUCACGCAGGUGCAAACGCUGCCGCAGCAACCGCAGGCUUUGGUCGGCAACGGCAUCGUGCAGACUUCAGUGGGCAUGGCGGUGCAACAGCCUACGCUCAACCACUCCACCCCGAUGCAGACCGUGUCGGCCAACAGCCUAAGCUCGCCGCAGCUGACGCUGCAGGCGCCGGGCACCGUCGGCCUGAUCGCGGCGCCGGUGCAGGGCUCGGUGCUGCCGAUGCAGCCGCCGGCCACGCUCGUGGCUCACGUCAAGACUGAGGAUGACAAGAGCCAGAUGGCGCCACCGGCGCCGGUACAGCAGAUCGCGCCGCAGCCGAUGGCGGUCGACGCGGCGCCCGAGCCGGCCAGCGCGCCGUUCAGCGCGGCGCCCGCGCCAGACACGCCGGCCUCCGCCCCUGUCUCUUCUGCCGAGUUCCAGCGCGCAUCGAGCGCCACAGUCACGACGGAGUCCAAGCAGCUGACGCCGAAGACCGAGACGGCGCCGGCCACGAGCUCGGAGCCGGCGCCGGCGCCGCCCGCCUCCGCCGCGCAGCCCGUGCCCAGCAGCGCGCAGCAGACCACGCCCGUCGCGCCUCAGCGCCCCAAAACCCCGUGGUCGGGAGAGAAAGUUCACUCCACGAGUGAGGACCCUCCCCGCGAAACCGCGCGCAAGCGUCCGCCCGCCAAGGGGAGUAGGACGUCGUACAGAAAGAAGGAUGCAGUGGUGACGACGGUGGCAUCCUCUACGUCCGCGUCGUCCACGAUGACGGCAGCUAUCACAGCGCCGGUGUCCGCCGGUGGAACCACUGCGCUUUUCAAGUCUUCGCAGAGCGCUCCGAGGCACAUGAGCCAGCAGGCUUCGCAUGAUAAAGGCUUACCCAAAGCCAUGGUGAAGCCCAACAUCCUGACGCACGUCAUCGAAGGCUACGUCAUUCAAGAGGCCGGGGAACCGUUUGCUGUAAAUCGUCCUCUGCGCGAAUGGACCGCUGAUAAGGAACAAGACAAGGAGAACAAACUCCCGUCUUCCGACGAGCCACCGCGAAAGAAGCAAAUGCUAGACCCGGCUACUUUGAACAUAGCGCGCAUCACGUCGAGUAGCAGCGAGGCGGGCGGUCGCGAGCGGGAGCGGGAGAGAGAACGAGAGAGGGAGAGAGAAGAAGCGGCUCAGGUCGUCUCCGCGAAGGCGUCGCCUAGCAACGAGCCGGACACCGCUACGGCUGACGACCAGGCGGCCAAGUUCCCCAACGCCAAUAAGUGGACCGUGAACGAGGUGUGCGAGUUUAUCCGCAACAUCCCCGGCUGCGCUACCUACGCCGACGAGUUCCUGAUGCAAGAGGUGGACGGAGAGGCGCUGCUGCUCAUCCGGCCCGAGCACCUGGUCAUGGCGCUGUCCAUGAAGCUCGGGCCCGCGCUCAAGAUCGUGGCCUGCAUCGACUCCCUGCGUCCCGAGGGCGAGCAGACCACGCACGAGAACGACUGAGAUUUUGUUGCCUACUAUCUGAACCCGGAUCGAAACCUGUGAAGUUUUCGUAAGUGUUCAUAUAUUACUCUUAGUGAGAUAAUAUAAAAAUGAUAGUGGGCAACCUAAAACACUGGCUAUACGAGCCGAUCUAAGACUAUUAACAGCGUACUUUAUACUCUAAAAGAUCUUCAUGUACUAUGACUUCGUAAUAUAAUAUUAGCUAAUCUUAAUCUACUUAUACAGGGCUAUUUGUAAAACACCAGCAACUUCGCAGUUAGAUUAAUUUGUUCUACGACUUUUGAAAAUUCGUAGUUUUUUUUCGUACUUACUAAAAUAAAUAUUAAUUGAUUUGACCGCUCCACUAUUACUACGAGCUUGCUGGUGUUUUACAAAUAACCUUGUAUAUUAAAAUAUAUACAAACGGUUAUAUUAUGUUAUCAAACGCGUUCGCAAUUCGUUAUUUUAGUUUCUAAGGUGUCUUAUUAAAUAACAGCAAUAUCCAGAACAAAUGCGGUUAUUUAAUAACUCUGCACCACAUAGCUUUAUUAUUUAUGAAUUUUAGCAUUUACGUUUUUUCUUGUGUUUAUUAAUUUGUGUAACAUAAACUAACGCUUUUGUGUAAAUGUAAAAUUCGUCUAACAUCGAGGCGAGACUUCGCGAUAGUAAGAUUCAGGUAUAAACGAAUUCAGUAUUGAAUAAUUAUGCUUUUAAUGUGAAGGAAACUGACUUCUUUGUGAUUAAAGUUAAAUUUUUAAUAUUAUAACAUCUAACGAAAUCUAAUUUUUCAGUAACGAACAUUUUAGUGUCUUUUUUAAGAACAACGAAUCUAAAUUUUAUAAAAUCUAGUAUUUAUGUGAGACAAUAUUAAGGCAUAGGCUACAUAAAUAAUAAUUUCUAAAAUAAAUUUGAACAAAAAUCGCAACUAAACCUACGAAAUAUUUACAUUACUUAAAUUAUAAAGUCAUGAAUAUGAAAAGACCUGGUUAAUAUGAAAUAUGGUUACGUGUUAGCUAUGCCAUUAUUUUGUUUUUGACAUCGAUUGUUUGCCAAGUAACUAAACACUGGUUCGUUUCCUCGUUGCGCUGUCGUGAAACAAGCCUGAGGUGCAUUAAGGACAAAUGUCGAAAGGUCCGCCUACUUAGAUAUAAGCAAAGUACUCGGAUUAAUCGAACUGCAACCCAGAUUAAUCUAUGUAGCUAUGCACUUAUUUUUAAUUUUUUUAUUCGCGUUUUAAAAUUAUUUUAAUUUACCUUUUAUUUUACAAACAAAUACAACCGAUUGCUCUUUAAUCUCUAGUAUAAUAUUAACGAUGGAUGUUGUAUCAGGUUGUCCCAUUAUAUUUAUAAACAUCUUAAAACACAACUGAACCUGGGAGUCGAUUUUAUAGUUCUUACUGGGAUUUUGUCACAUUUAUUUGCAUAUAAAAUUCACAUGCGAAUUCCUUUUGAAUUUAUUAUGAACUUAUUUGUAUUUUUAAUUCCUUUUACCUUCGUAUUUUUUAUACCACGUAUUAACAAUUAAUUAUAAGUUAUAAUGAAAUGUCGGUUUUAGGCUUUUAAAACUUAAUUUCAGUCAGUUUUAAAAGCAUUAUCCCGUCGCGUUUGCUGUUGACUUAGGAUAUUUUGAAUUGAUUGCAAUGACCCUUUAUUUAAAACUAAUUGAUUGUCUCGUUUUUAUUAUAAUGUUAAUAUAUCGCACUCCCACGUGGUUGUCAUUAAAUUAUUACUUACGGGACAACCUGUGUAGAUUAGUGUAUAAGUGAUAAUAAGUGAUUUACCUUGUGUACUUGUAUUAUAUUAAUGUAUGCAGUUAUGUAAGCAUACAGUGACCAGAACUGGGAUACAAUUAACAUGUCUUAGGAACUGAACGAGACAAUUGUGAAGGUGAAACCUUCGUACUCGGUUCAGGACGUCGGCUGUCCGUUGUACUCAAGCUAUAGUUUAACAAACAACGGCAUUGGUUAGACUGUCGCUAGCUUCCUUACGACGGACGGUAGAACAGUUGUAUUGGUGCAUCUCAGUAACUAAUGCAUCCAAGGCGUUUAAAUUGGCUGCGUGUGCUUAAAUGUUGCAUUCGAGUGCAGGCAAUCAAUGAGGUGCACAGAUCACGACUCGACAGUUUUAUACAUUAUUAUAGUUCUAAAUAAAUUAAUUGUCUGUUAGUGGUACAGUAUUCAAGUACGUUUUUACUAAGGGGUGAGUUCGAAUUUUAGUCGAUUGUAUACUACAACCGCAGAUCGCGAAUUAUAACAACAUAACCCUCCUUCAGGCGCAGUCAGGUAAUGACUCCUAGUCUGUGGUUGCACGCAAAACAGUAGAGUCGCUGUGUGGUCUGCGGUCAGUCCAACUCACACCUUAAGACCAACACUCUUAUGAACUAAUAAGUAAAAUUAGUAAUUUUAUAGUUUAAGAGCGCGCGGCGUAACAUCCGUAUAUUAUUUACUUAAGUAUUAAAAUAUUAAUUAAUCACUUAACUUUUAUGUUGGUGUAUAUUCGUUUAUAUUAUUAUAGUUGUUGUAAUAUUUUAAAAUGUUAGUAGCUUAUAACAACAGAGGGGAGAAUGUGCAACAAUAUUUUACAAGCCCCUUUAAUACAUAGUAUCUCAUUGCUUAUGAUUUUUUUUAACAAUUUCUUACUCACCCAUGAAACUGUAAAAUCUAUGGUGCUAAUUAGUUCUACGUGUUGUCACGUACUUUUUCUUAUUUAGUUAAUUAUGAGGGCUGGUAGAGUAAGUCGCGCCUUGUUAUAUUGCAAAUGAGAUCUAUGUUUUGACGUUUUCUAAAACUACCUGCGGGCGUAAUGAAAAUGAUUGGUCGCAGAGGUGUGUGUGCAAUAGGCAAUUAGACAGUAGAUACGCGUCUGGUAAUAAAUAAAUCUAUAAUGCACAUGAAUAGAAAGAAACACACCGAAACAACUAGAGUAACCACAUUCGUAAUUUUUGCGUGAUUUGCACUUCCAGCUCACAUUUCGUAAUGAAGUUACAUUGUAAAUAUUUUAAGUUUAACGUCAAUUGUAGUCAGGCCUCGUAAGCCGUCGCUGACCUCGGUCAACAGGCCGUUUACUUGCAAGACAAUUAUUUACACACAUUUUUCAGGAUAUACAUCGAUUUUACUAACUGUUUUUAUUAUUCACUAUAUUUCUUAGCAGAGUUUUCAAUUUAUACUAACAGUAACAUUUGUAUACCCGUACGUUGUAAAUACUAGAAAAGGAAACAUGUACUGGACACUUACACACGCUUAGUGCGAUUUGUAUAUACUUAUUAUAUUUUAACAAUUAGAUACCAAAAACAGGUCAGUACCUUAUUAAUAUCAUACAGUGUAAGUACUGGGAAUUUAAAACAAUUUUAAGAACAUUUAAUGUAUAAAUUUGAUGUUUUAGACAAGUGUUCUGCAAACUGGAUCCUUGAUGUAAUAUGAACUAUGUCCAGGUUGCUCUCGUAGAUUCUCGCCUAAAAUGUUUUAUAAUUCCCCAACUUCUGGCACUCUAUCAAGGGGUCCGAACUAUCGUGAAUGUUAAUAUACCUAAUACUAAUAAAAUAAUAAUACUUAUCGUAUUUAUGUGGUAAUGUAAAAAUGUCGUUUUAGAUUUACUUAUUUGGUAACAUUAGGAUAACAUAGUGAACGUCUAAUUUGUACAUUUUGCAAACGGCUCUCCACUGCCCUAACACAGCAUAGUCACAUCUGUAAAUAUUAUGUAUGUGGUUUUAUUACUUUUAAUAUUAGUGAAGUUAAUUAGCGGUAGUACUCCGCAUUGUUGACGUCAAUACUCUUAUUUUGUAGUGGUUGGGAAAAUGUUGGGUAGUUAGUUUUGUUAUCAUGUGUUUUGUAACAUCAAAAACGUUGCAUCUAGAUAGUUUUUGAGGAUGCUAUUAUUUCUUAAUUACUUUUUAAUUGCAAAGAUGCUAUUCGUUUAAGAUGUUCUUUUGUGAAUGUACAUCGAUAUGUACGGGCGUGACUAAACACUUGUGUAACUUGAUAGAUUUUGAAUUGUCCAACUAACAUUGCUCAACUCAACACUGAUACUAUUGUUCACGUCAAAAUUAGGAAAAAAUAAAGCAAUUGAGACUGAUA
Messenger RNA from Ostrinia nubilalis (European corn borer), 8631 nucleotides. RefSeq names its product polyhomeotic-proximal chromatin protein-like (gene PH). The transcript is spliced from 29 exons. Gene Ontology annotation, molecular function: histone binding; chromatin binding. Bases 219 to 4580 code for a protein of 1453 amino acids. Gene Ontology annotation, biological process: negative regulation of DNA-templated transcription. The record is from RefSeq and is a predicted model, not a curated record. Gene Ontology annotation, cellular component: PRC1 complex; nucleus. Lineage: Eukaryota; Metazoa; Arthropoda; Insecta; Lepidoptera; Crambidae.